This is a messenger RNA of Dentiscutata heterogama, 1067 nucleotides long. The record is from the annotation of a GenBank genome assembly. NCBI's taxonomy places the organism in Eukaryota, Fungi, Glomeromycota, Glomeromycetes, Diversisporales, Gigasporaceae.
GGCCCAUUUAAUAAACCUACAUGAGUUGCUCGUAACAUCACUUAGUGAUAGAAAUUAUUGUCGAGCCAACCGUAUCGUUGAAAUUUUAUUACAAUGUCCUGAGGUCGAUGUUACUCACGUUUGGAGGGCGGCUAUAGAUGUAUUAAUGCACCUUGGAAAUGCUGAAAAAACGUGCAUAGAUUUUUUUAACCAAAUGUUAUUACAUACCAGAUGUAAGGAAGAAGUAUUGUUAGAAUUAAUUUCUUUUCAAUUACAUUCUGGCAAGCCACGAGACGCACUUGAAAUUCUUGAUACAUAUCUAACACAACAACCAUACAAAGAUAACCCACUGAUUUUUGGUUAUACGGGAAUGCUCGCUUUUGCGUUAUGGGAACAAACAAAUGUCAUUAUUAAUGGUUCCAGUGUUACUAGGCCGAUAGUUGAUCAAGAAAAUGAGGAUAUAAAUGAAGAACCCGUUAUACAUGGUGCUACUACUAUUCCUUUAAACCUCUCUUGUUCCAAAUCAGAUAUAUUAAUUCUUUAUUUCGUUAAAAUUGAUCAACAUGCAAGAUAUUACGAAUUAAGUAUUAGUUCUCUAAGAAUGGCGCUAGAAAUGGAUAAAUCAAAUGAUAUGUUUCUCGUAAUCUAUACACAGUUGUUAUUAGCUGAUGAUAUGAUUGAUGAGGCCUUAGAUAUCGUACGGAGCUUUUGCAAUCAAAAUCCACACAUUGUUAUUGGCCAUAGGCUUUUAUUCGAUAUUUUGUACAAGCAUCGAAAUGAAGACACUGAAUGGGUUCAAGCUGGAAAAGCAUAUCACCGUAUAGAUCCAGUUAGUCCCCCCGAAGCCGUACUAAAUCCUCUAAUAAAUUAUUAUGAAAAUGUGAUGGCAAAUCAAACUUCUACUACGGAUAAAAGGCCAUUAGCUGAAGUGCAUUAUAACAUUUUGGAAUUACUGUUUCAACGCAUUGAAAAUGGCGAUGAUGAAUUUGAGUACGUGAAAGAUGCUAUAGUUAAUUUUACAUGGCUAGAAUUUUUUGAUCCUCAGCAUGAAUUGAUUGAUAUACUACUAGAAAACCGUGCUUGGUUUC